AUGCACAGGAGAUUUUUACAGCAGAAGCGCUUACAGAGCUCGUCUACUAAGAAUCUCAUUCCAAUCAGGACAUCUCUAAAGGGCGCUGGUUUGCUUCAGCAGCCCGUCCUCAAUAAAGGCUCUGCGUUUAGUAGAGAAGAGAGAGAGAUUUUCCAGGUAGACGGACACAUCCCAUACGAUGUACACAGCCUGGAGAAGCAAAUGGUUAGAGCCUAUGCUCAGUUUAAGAGACAGCCAAGCAACAUCCUUAAGCACGCCUUCUUAGCCUCACUCAGAGACCAAAAUCAAAUUCUGUUUUAUGCCUUGGUUAGCAGCAGGCUCAAGGAAAUGCUACCGGUAUUAUACACUCCAACUGUCGGUGAAGCUGUCAGUCAAUACUCAGAUCUCUUUAGAAGACCUAUUGGUUGCUUCCUCAGUUUACCCACUGCUCACACUAUGAGAGAGCAACUCCAAUCACACGCCAAUGCCGCUUUUCGUUACAAAUAUCCACCAGGCAUGAAAAAUUCAGACACCGAGAGACCUUUCGAUAUUGUCGUCGUUACCGACAGUGAAGGUAUUCUUGGUAUCGGUGAUCAGGGUGUCGGUGGUAUCUCGAUUUCCACUUCAAAGGCUGCUCUCUACGUAGCAGGUGCUGGCGUUGAUCCAAACCGCAUUCUCUCUGUUGUACUCGACGUUGGCACUGACAACCACACUCUCUUCGCCAACCCUCUAUACAUGGGUUACAAGCACGUCAGAACUAGGGGCGUUGCAUACGAUCAUUUUGUCCAUCAAUUCAUGAUGAACAUCAAGGAGCUCUUCCCAGGUGCUUUGGUUCACUUUGAAGAUUUUGGUUUGAACAACGCCGCAAGACUCCUCGAAACUUACAAGCCCGUAUUGCCAUGUUUCAAUGACGACAUUGAAGGUACUGGUGCUGUUGCUCUUGCUGCAACCAUGUCUGCUAUCGGUGUCACUAAAUCUAAACUCUGCGAUCAAAGAAUUGUCGUUUACGGUGCAGGUACCGCUGGUAUGGGUAUCGCAAACCAAAUUAGAGAUGCCAUGAUAGAAGUCGAUGGCCUCACGUUAGAGGAAGCCAAUAGCAGAUUCUGGUGCAUCGACAGAGACGGUCUUCUUCUCAAGAGCAAUCCUAGAUUGCAGGGUAGUCAACAUGAUUACGCUCGCGAUGACGAAGAGGUUAGAGAUUGGACGAGAGAAAUCCAAGAGCAACCUAAUUUGCGCAUCCUCGAUGUGGUAAAGGCAGUCAAGCCAACCAUGCUUGUUGGAUGCUCUACCAACGCACGCUCAUUCAACGAAGAUGUUAUCAGGACGAUGGCUGAGCAUGUGGAAAGGCCAAUCAUCUUCCCAAUGUCGAACCCUACAUCCCUCGUCGAGGUCGACCCAGCUGAUGCCAACGAGUGGACCGACGGUAGAGCUCUAAUUGCUACAGGCUCACCAUUCCCACCUGCCAAGAACCCAAUCACUGGAAAAGAUUACUUUAUUGCUGAAGCAAACAACGCACUCAUUUACCCUGGUUUAGGUUUAGGUACUAUUGCAUCCAGAUCAUCAAAGAUGAGCAAAGGUAUGAUCUUGGCUGGUGUUAAAGCUUUAGCUAGUGCGUCACCUGCAUUGGAGGAUCCAGAUGCACCACUCUUGCCUGACUUGGCUGGAGUUAGAAAAGUUAGCUUGCAGAUCGCCGCUGCUGUCGUCAGGCAAGCUAUGGAGGAAGGCGUUGCCAAUAUUAAUCUUAAAAAGGAUGAUGAUGCUAUCAUCGAACAUAUCAAAUUUGGUAUGUGGGAUCCAGUUUAUAGACCUUUAGAGUUAGAACCGGAGGAUUUAACGAGUGAUUAA
Molecule: messenger RNA, 1824 nt
Organism: Wallemia ichthyophaga EXF-994
Lineage: Eukaryota; Fungi; Basidiomycota; Wallemiomycetes; Wallemiales; Wallemiaceae
Product: putative NAD-dependent malic enzyme 3
Exons: 3
Coding region: 1-1824 (607 amino acids)
Biological process (GO): pyruvate metabolic process; malate metabolic process
Cellular component (GO): mitochondrion
Molecular function (GO): malate dehydrogenase (decarboxylating) (NAD+) activity; NAD binding
Source: RefSeq, a predicted model, not a curated record